Molecule: messenger RNA, 150 nt
Organism: Laccaria bicolor S238N-H82
Lineage: Eukaryota; Fungi; Basidiomycota; Agaricomycetes; Agaricales; Hydnangiaceae
Exons: 1
Coding region: 1-150 (49 amino acids)
Source: RefSeq, a predicted model, not a curated record
AUGCACUCGCUCCUUGUUAUACAAACCACUUUCAGUUUCAAUAUCCAUGCACUCGUUUUUUCUCACUCCUUCUCUUGUGCGCGCGAAUCCGAUCUCACUGGACGGACGAGACGGAAGAUUGGGAUGAGAAAACCUAGUAAACGGGACUGA